Messenger RNA from Apodemus sylvaticus (European woodmouse), 1674 nucleotides. It is a transcript of the gene Cyren, whose product is annotated as cell cycle regulator of NHEJ. Lineage: Eukaryota; Metazoa; Chordata; Mammalia; Rodentia; Muridae. The record is from RefSeq and is a predicted model, not a curated record. Gene Ontology annotation, biological process: negative regulation of double-strand break repair via nonhomologous end joining; double-strand break repair via nonhomologous end joining. The transcript is spliced from 4 exons. Bases 465 to 959 code for a protein of 164 amino acids. Gene Ontology annotation, cellular component: nucleus; cytoplasm.
CCCGGCUCUCCGCACUGCGCCCUCUGCGGUAGGGAGGGAGUGGCGCGGCCAGCUCCGCGCUAGUGCAGCGAGGUCCCGCGUGUGCCUUCUGGGUGAGAUUUUCCAGAGACCCAACGGGCCCGACCCCAUCAGCACUGAGCUCCAGAAACCUUGCGGUGGGCAAGACCUGGCUCGAUGGUUGAUGUCCAGCUUUCUGCGACUUUGUGCACGCUAAUUCUUAACUCUACAUCUGUUUCUCGCCUAUAAAAUGAACGUGAUGAUACACAUGUACUGCCGGGUCUGAGUCAUCUCUGUACACUGUCAUUCACUGGAUCGUAUUCCUCUUACCGACUUCUGUUCUGUGACUGGACAGGCGUUCAAGAUUGGCGGCACCUACUGGGGUGAGUUGAGCCGGUGUGGCAAGAGACUGUGAUUUUUGGUCCUGCUCUAGAGAAGCAAGUCACUGAAUCUGGAAAACUCUAGCCAUGGAAACCCUAAAAUCUGAGAACAAAAAGAGGAUCCUUCCCUCAUGGAUGACAGCCCCUGUGAAUGAGAGAAAGGUUGUAUCAGUGAAGACAGCCAAGAGGAAGCAGAGAGCGGCUGGGCGAGUUGGGGCAGCAACAAGAGCCCCUGCCACGGAGACUGUGUACUGCAUGAAUGAAGCUGAAAUGGUAGACGUGGCGCUGGGGAUCCUGAUUGAGGGCCGGAAACAGGAAAGGCCCUGGGAACGGCCCUCUCUGGAGGCCACUGAUAAGCUGCAGCUCUCCCCGCCCUGUUCCACGUCCCCUCACACCAGCUCCCCGGAGAGCAGCCAGGGCAGCUGUGAGGAAGAAGACCGCAGCGGGAACGACUCGCCUGCUCUAGGCUUCAGCCCUCCCCAGGGACCUGAAGCAUCCAGUUCUCCCUGUGCCAGAAGUCCUGAGGGGGAAAAGGAGGAGGAAGACUCGCUAAAGUACGUCAGGGAGAUAUUUUUCAGUUAGUAUGAACUGGUCACUGCUUCUGCCGAGAGCCAUGGGAUCUGCUGGGAUCUGAGGGUGCUGCCCGCCCCUGCCACCCACGAAAACCAGGCUUAGCUCCCAACCUCCAGUCCCAGGAGGCUGUCAGUUUGGGUGGGACAUUUUCUGUAGCAGGAUGCAGAAAGGCAUCCUGUUAUGGCCUUGUCCUGCACCGCCCUCUGCCUCUGAGGGUUGGCAAUUCCAGCCCUGUGUCUUAUUCACAGUAAAAAUGAGGUCUUGGGCCUACUGGCCGGAAGCAAAGAAAAAUAGAGCUGCUGAGAACAUGGGAAUUCUAGAUGGGUAGCCAGAUCUUGACUUAAAAAAACAAAACAAAACCUAUGAACAGUCUCCCUCAUGACACAGCCCAGCAGGAAGCUUCCAACCAAACGGGCUGGCAGCUGCCCACAGCCCCUGCCAGUCUAGGAGCAGGAGGCUCUAUCAGACCGGAGAGCCAUAGGCCCUGUCCUCCUGGGGCCUCCACCUUGGUUCCUGUACAUCUGUAAGGAGAGUGGGACACAGGACGCGAAGGACAAAAGAUCACACCAGAGUCCACCUUUCUUUGUGUUCACUUUGGCUUUUGAUGAGCACAGAAUGAAGGACGCAUUGCCACAUAGGUUUUCUGAUACACCGACACUGAAAAAAAUUAUGUAUAUAUACUGAUGUCCUAAUGUGUAAUAAAGACCGUGCUUCUGCCUUUCCA